ACGCGUCUGGCCUCGAGACCUGGCCGCCCAAGGGUGGGCGAGGGCUCGGCUGGAGAGAGGCCUCCGACGCGGCACGAUCAGCCUCUCUGCCCCGGCCUUUCGCCCGGGCUGUCGCCCCGGAACUGUGCGCUCUGAGACGUUUCUUAUGGUCGCCGACUUCCCAGCAUGGACUGUGGAAAAGUUGGUUCGGGCUGAACGAGCUCCCUGAGAGCCGCGGCGGGGUCCGGCCAGCUCGCUUCCGGCGUCGAGGUGUCGCUGUAGCUCGUCACCCGAGCAGAGUCCGUGAACAAGCUGAGGAGAAAAGUGCCCCUCAGAUGAGCGUGGUCGGCGACCAGUCUCUCCCGAAGGCGAUGGCAGGGACCCAAACAAGCCGGGUUUGGUGGCUGGCUGCAAACUGAGGGCUGCCAGGCGGGAUGGACCCCUGUGGAGAUCCGGCAGUCGGCGGCGACUGUCCCCACGACAGGGGCCAGGAGGGUCCGCUGCUGGGCACUUUCGUGGACAGCAGCCACAGUGAACAUGAAGACAGAAACAGAAUAUCAGAAGAACUUAUAAUGAUUGUCCAAGAAAUGAAAAAGUAUUUUCCAGCCGAGAGACACACUAAACCCAGCACCCUAGAUGCCCUUAACUAUGCCGUACACUGUGUGCAUAGCGUGCAAGCAAACAGAGACUUCUCAAAUCUUAGUCCACACAGAGCACCUCAGACAGACGUGACUGCGCACGGGCGUGAAGAGCUGGCCGGUCUCGUUUCUGAACACGCUUCCAAGAACACAGAUACCUUUGUGGCAGUGUUUUCCCUUGUGUCUGGACGGCUAGUACACAUUUCUGAGCAGGCUGCUUCGAUCCUGAACUCUAAGAAAGAUUUCUUGACAUCUUCGCGGUUUGUCGACCUGCUUGCCCCUCGAGACAUGAGGGUGUUCUAUGCACACACUGUUCAGAGUCAGCUUCCUUUCUGGAGCAGCCAGACCCAAAGAGCGUCACAGUAUGGAUAUACAUCAGUGAAAUCCUUCUUCUGCAGAAUCUUACGUGGAGGUGGAGACAGAGCACAAAAGAAGCAUUACUCUCCGUUCUGGAUCCUCCCCUAUUUGGUUCAAGUACAUAGCUCUGCCCAGCCAGAACCAGAGCCUUGCUGUCUAGCACUGGCUGAGAAGAUUCACUCUGGUUAUGAAGCUCCUCGAAUCCCUGUAAACAAAAGAAUUUUUACUACAACACACACCCCAGGAUGUGUGUUUCUUGAAGUAGAUGAAAGGGCUGUGCCUUUGCUGGGUUACCUACCUCAGGAUCUGAUUGGAACUUCCAUCUUAACAUAUGUGCACCCAGAAGAUCGGCCUUUGAUGGUUGCCAUACACCAAAAAGUUUUAAAGUAUGUUGGCCAUCCUCCAUUUGAACACUCGCCCAUCAGAUUCUGCACUCAGAAUGGAGAUUAUGUCAUUCUGGAUUCCAGCUGGUCCAGCUUUGUGAACCCCUGGAGCCGGAAGGUUUCCUUUAUCAUUGGUCGGCAUAAAGUUCGAACGAGCCCAUUAAAUGAGAAUGUUUUUGCUACCAGAAUAAAAAAGGCCCCUAAUAACGACAAAGACAUAGCAGAAUUGCAAGAACAGAUUCACAGACUUCUUCUGCAGCCCGUUCAUGCCAGUGCUUCCAGUGGUUACGGGAGUCUGGGCAGCAGCGGUUCACAGGAGCAGCACGUCAGCAUCCCCUCUUCCAGUGAGUCAAGUGGACACUGUGUGGAGGACGCACAGAAGGAGCAGAUGACCUUGCAGCAGGUCUGUGCCAGUGUAAACAAAAUUAAGAAUGUGGGUCAACAGCUGUACAUUGAGUCGAUGGCCAGAGCAGUCAAACCAGUGAUGGACACGUGCAUGGAGCUGCGGGGUGGUGAUGAGCAGAAGGACUUUUCUUCCUCUCAGACACUGAGAAAUAAAAGCAUGGAUACUGGCUCUUGUGAUGACCCGAGGCGAGAACAGCGCAGCUCAUCCUACCAGCAGAUGAGCUGUAUCGACAGUGUCAUCAGGUACCUGACAAGCUACAGUCUCCCGGCCUUGAAAAGAAAGUGCAUAUCCUGCACAAACACGUCUUCAUCCUCAGAAGAAGCCAAGGAGAACCACAAUGCGGAUUGCAGCACAGCACUGCGAGCAGAGGGUGUUGCCUUAGCAUGUAAACCCUGGACCCUGAGAACACAGCCAUCUGCCCUGACUGCGGAAGAAUUUGAGCACGUGGGGCUCACAACUGCUGUCCUCUCCGCACACACGCAGAAGGAAGAACAGAGCUAUGUUGAUGGGUUCCGGGAAAGGAUCCUGACCUCACCCUACAGUUGCUAUCUGCAGAAAAAGAGCAAAAGCAAUGAUAAGUACUCCUGUGUUCAAGGCUCCCCUAAGCAGACCAGAUGUGCUGGAAGUGGGAGGCGGAAGCACAGACGGAAGAAGUUGCCAGUGCCUUUGGACACCAGCAGCUCCGGUGCUGACUUCUGUUCCCAUGACAGAGGACUCCUUCCCAGUGUUCAGCCCUGGAGCCCUUCUGUUGUCUCCUCUCCCCACGCCUCCCGCCUAGCUUUCCCAUCAGGCCUGGUAGCUCCCAACCAGGACCCCUGUCUCCUUUUGUCUUUUCCUCUCGAAGAUGUUGCCUCUCUGGGAGUAGGGGGCUCUGCAGGCUGGGCAGCUGCAGCUGAGUGCUCACCUCUGUCCGCUGGCCCGCAACCUGUUUCAGCUUUCCCCUCAGCUUACUUGGACACGUUCAUGACCGUCUUCCUGCCCAGCCCCCCAGUCUUCCCUCUAUGGUCAGCAUCACUCUCCCCAUAUGCAUUCCUGGGGGCUGCAGGCUCUUCUCAAAUGACACCCUUAAUACCAGCAAUGGCUCCACACCUGGAACCAACUUCUUCAGACCACAGCCACGGGAGAAUGGAGGACAGCUGGGAGACACACGGUGAAGAGCAUCCAUUUAUUAGUUCAAGGAGCAGUUCGCCUUUACAGUUAAAUUUACUCCAGGAAGAAACGCCUGCGCCAUCUGAAUCUCCAGAUCCAGUGAGAAGAGCUGCUGGCCCAGAAGUUGAGUGUCACUGUGUCACAGGGAACGAUGGCAGCAGGAGCAGUCAUCGUGCCGCCGGUGACCUGGCCACACCAUCAGUGCACCAGGAGUCUCUGUCUGCAGCAGCCUCAGGAAGCAGUACCAGCCGUGUACACUUCAGUAGCAGUGACUCUUCUGGAAUUUCUGAAAACGGACAGAGGUCCCAGAAUAGACAGAGAAAUGAAGCCUUGCCCAGGGUGGCCGAAGAGUCUAUCUGGAGAAUGAUAGAACGAACGCCAGAGCAUGUUCUCAUGACAUACCAGGUGCCUGAGAGGAGAAGAGAAGAGGUGCUAAGGGGAGACCUGGCAAAGCUCAGCAGCAUGGAGCAGCAGCAGCCCCAGUUCUCUCCUGCACAGAAGGAGGAACUGGCCAAGGUGUGCUCCUGGAUCCACAGCCAGACUGCCCCUGAAGGACACCUCCAGAUAUGUCUAGGUGUGUGUCAAGGUGACAGAAGCCAACCAGUACAUCUUCUUUAGAUGACAUCAGCACCACAUAACACGUUUUCCUCUGUUCUCUUUUGGAGAGUUGUGUCACCUGUGAAGACAGAGACUCAGUUGGUGACACUGGAGAGGCCCAUGAACAGCAGGCAGCAGAAGACACCAGCUGAGCAACUGUGAGGAUGUCUGUUCACACUUUCUCCAGGUCAUGUGGGACUCAGAGACAUCUGUGUUACUUCACUAAACUCUUUUUUUUGUUUGUUUGUUUUUGUUUUUCGAGACAGUAUUUCUCUGCAGCUUUAGAGCCUGUCCUGGAACUAGCUCUUGUAGACCAGGCUGGUCUCGAACUCACAGAGAUCCGCCUGCCUCUGCCUCCCGAGUGCUGGGAUUAAAGGCGUGCGCCACCACCGCCCGGCUUCACUAAACUCUUAAAUGACAAAGUCAUCAACAUUAAGAUUUUCCUCUUGCUUUUGUUUUGUUUUGGGUAGCACUGCGGGUCAAACACAGGGACUCCUUGCACACGCUAGUCUGGCGCUCUCCACUGCUGACCUGUAUCCCAGCCCUCCCUUCUCGGUCUUGAAUAAGUGAUAUUUUCCCAAUCUCUGACCUAGUGGUCUUCUGAAGGCACCAGAUUGCCUCUGAGGAGGUAUGUGUCUGAGAAGAUUUGAUUUCAGAAGUCCCUCUGAAUAAGUUCCAAGCCUUAGUCCUGUUUGUUUUGUUCUGUUGCUGCAAAAGCAUUUUCCCAUUAGAAUACUUGAAUUCUGUCUGUAGGCUGUGUAGUUCACAUGAUGUUUUCCAUGAAUUUAACAUAUUGAUCUAGGCUUUGUACAGCAUGGUGCUUCCCUUCAUGGUUAUGAUAAAACAUUCCAUCUUUCUCACAGAACAUUAGAGUGCAUUGUUCUCUAGGAAGUGUGGGAGUCAUGGAUUUGGUUGUUUGACCCCAUUCUUGUCCAUGCACUUCCUGUUGAUGUGGGCCUCUCGUGGAAACUCCUUCCAUAAGGUCUGACAGCUUGAACAGGGCUUACUCUGGAGAGUUGAAAUCAAACCUUGCAUGUUAAAAGAGCUGCUUACUCAGCCAAUCGUGUUUUUUAAAGUUUUUUUUUAUUAUAAAAUAAAUGUGAAAAGUUUUUAAAAUCGUGUUAUUGUUAUUCUGGAGAUGUAUGUGCUUAAAUGCUCAGUCUAACAGUUAACUUUUUUUUUUUUGCUGAAUUUACACAAAGAGGCCUUCAUGCCGAUCAGAGGUCAGAUUGUCAUUGCCUUUUGUUUGCCCUUGAACAGGGUAAAUGUUUGGGGCCUGCAGAGUGAGAAACUACACUUAGGGGAACUCGGUGGCCCCAGCCUUCAGGACUGCAGCUCCAUCUCGGGAGUAAGCGUGACUAUUUACCUGUUCGUCCACUCACUGUCCGGUGCUCUAGACUAGAGACGCCCAAGAUUCCUUCUUCAGCUUCCAGUGACUGGAAUCCACCCCGUGCAGCUCAGAGGAAGGAGCUGGCAGGAAAGGCAGUCUGCAGUCUCCUCUCAUGCUCAGUACUUCCAGCAAUCUAACAUAGUUUUCUGUUUUGUUGCUUUGCUUUGUUUCAGGAAAACACUAUUUUCUCUGACAGUUUUUAGCUGUUGAUAAAUGUCCUGUUGUUCUGAUCAGAAGGUCAUGACGACUGCUGGCCCAGUGCUCCAACUCUGUGGCUUAGACUUCUUUUAUAAAAUAAUGGCUUUUCAGGAUGGCAGUCCUAUCAGAAGGUGUCAAAAACAUUCUCAAGUGCUGCCUAUGACAUUCUUAGAAUUUUCUGGUAUUGCAUAGUUCCACACAAAGGUUCCUGCUUGUGGAUUGAGACUUCUCAUAGUCUACUCCAUCCCAGUAGAUGGGAAUGUCAGAGCCUGUGUUGCUCAUGCUGGCCUUCUCCAGUGAAGGGUUGUGGUAUUUAGAGCUACCGGGACCAUUCUGCAUCCAUGCACACGUACAUCAGACCUGAUGUUCUCUUGUAGGAUGGGCCCUUUCCUGUUGGUUCUGGGUACUUGUUUCAUCUACAGCUCCUUAUUUCUUUGCCUUAGUCACCUCUUACGGAGUAUGUAUGUAUUAUCCAGGCUUGAUUUGAAACUGGUGCUUGUAGUCCGGAAAGCCCUUAACCAAGUCUCCCCUCUGCUAGCAUUGCUGUCAGUGCACUCAGAAUCCCUGCUGCUGGGGCGGGUCCAGCAGAGCUUGCUGGCCCCCAUACGGGCCAUACCCAGUGGAAACUGUUGUUCAAGCUUACUGACUUUUAUAGUAUUAAUAACUAUAGAGUUGGUAACAAAAGUAUGUAUUGUAGACUUCAAUGUUUACAUAACUCUUUCCCCCCAAAGCUUUCUUUUCUUGGGUUAUAGGUUCAAAUUUAAGAAAACAAGAUGUUGUGUGAAUGGAUUAAAUGAAACAUCAUUAUAAUUCACAAGGUGGUAAUUUUAAUCAAAUUGGCAGUUUGUUUAUAAUUAUUGUGAAUUUGCUUGUACUUUAAUGGUUAUUAAUCUUUCCAUUGGUUAUCUUUUUUGAGUAAAAACAAUAAACAGUGUAUGCAUAAAA
Molecule: messenger RNA, 6042 nt
Organism: Arvicola amphibius (Eurasian water vole)
Lineage: Eukaryota; Metazoa; Chordata; Mammalia; Rodentia; Cricetidae
Gene: Per3
Product: period circadian regulator 3
Exons: 20
Coding region: 414-3530 (1038 amino acids)
Biological process (GO): circadian regulation of gene expression; negative regulation of transcription by RNA polymerase II; entrainment of circadian clock by photoperiod
Cellular component (GO): nucleus; cytoplasm
Molecular function (GO): transcription cis-regulatory region binding; transcription corepressor binding
Source: RefSeq, a predicted model, not a curated record